Peromyscus californicus insignis is the source of this 6740-nucleotide messenger RNA. It is a transcript of the gene Loricrin, whose product is annotated as loricrin cornified envelope precursor protein. The transcript has a single exon. The coding region runs from base 5069 to 6478 and encodes 469 amino acids. Lineage: Eukaryota; Metazoa; Chordata; Mammalia; Rodentia; Cricetidae. The record is from RefSeq and is a predicted model, not a curated record.
AAAGUAUGCUGGUUUCAAAGACUAAGUAUGAGAAAAAGAAUGUAAAAUGUCUCUGUAAUAUUUAUUACAUGUUAUGGUGUUAAUAUCUGAAUAUAGUGAAGUAAAUAAAGUAUAACCAUGUUAUGAUGUUAAUAUCUGAAUAUAGUGAAGUAAAUAAAGUAUAUUAAAACCAAAAAAAUUCAUCCCAGUGGAUCACACACAAAUAAAGACUUGAAAAUAAAAGGCAACUCUUAAGAAAAAGAGAGUCAAGGGGAGAAGGAGGGAGAUGAGAGGGAAUGAGCGUGAAAAUGACCAAAAUUCCUUGUGAAGAGCACGAAACUGUCAAUUAAAAAAUGGAAGAAGUAUCACACUAUAACCCAUAAAAAAGAACAUACACCAGUCAGGUAUCAAUUAAAACUAAACUUCAGUUUUAGACAUUUUGAAUUAUUAGCUGCUUGGAGUCAACUGCACUUGAGUUUUCCAAGGUUUAGAAUCCCAUAUAGAAAUACUGUGGCCCUCAAAACCUCUGGGACUAUGGGAAAGACAGAAACGGCAUUCCUAGCUCUCAACCUGUACAAAAACCAACUCAGAAUGAAACUAAACCUGGAACUUAAGACCCAAAACUUGGAAAGUACCGAAGGAAAACAUUUCAAGAUAGAAUACAGGCGAUGACUUUCUGACAAAGACCCCAAUAGCUUAAGUAAUUACAGGAAAAAAUUGACAGAUGUGAUUGCAAGAAAUGUGAAGGGUUUUGCAGUACAUAAGAAACGGUAGAAUAAAGAGACAGUCUGGAGAGCAGCAUGGGGGCACCUCACCAGAUGCUCACCCAAUCGGCGACUAAGAUAGAGAAUAUAGAAAGAAUUUUAAAAGUUGAACAUCAAAAAGAACAGAUGAGCUAAUAAAUAAAUGGGCAAUGAACAAAACGGGCACUUUUAAGUGGCCAAAAGUUCAACAAUUUAGCCAACUAAAACUACAUGGAGAUUCCAUGUCACUCUAGUCAGAAUGGUUUUCUACAAGAAAGAAGGAAACAAACAACACGGCAAGAAUUUGAUGGGGGGCUGGAGAGAUAGCUCAGAGGUUAAGAAUACUGACUGCUCUUCCAGAGGACCCGAGUUCAAUUCCCAGCACCCACAUGGCAGCUUGCAACUGUCUGUAAUGCCAGCUUCAGGGGACCCAACACCCAUGGCAACAACAUCAAUGCACAUUAAAAUAAAUAAAUUUUUAAAAAAGAAAACAAAAAAAAGAAUUCAAUGGGGUUGAGAACACUAAUAACGCUGAUGAGAAUGUAAAUAAGUCCAACUACUGCAGAAUUCAGUGUGGAGAUUCCUUGGAAUAUGGAAAAUAUAACUUGCACAUGAUUCAGCUAUACCCCUUCUGGGUAUACACCCAAAAGAAUCAAGUCAACUUACUCCAGCAUUGUCUGUAUACCUAUGUUUAUUGCAUCACAACAGCCAAGUUAUGGAACCAGCAUAGGUGGUUAGACAAGAAAUUGAGGUCUAUAUGCUCAGUGGAAUUUUUUCAGCCAUAAAGGAUAAUAAAAUAUAUCAAUUACAGAAAGAAAUGGAAACUAGAGAUCAUUGUGUUAAGCAAAAUAAGCUAGGCUCAUGAAGAUAAAUAUCUUGCUUUUUUUUUUUUACUUUUUGGUUUUUCUAGACAGGGUUUCUCUGUGUAGUUUUGGUGCCUGUCCUGGAUUUUGCUCUGUAGACCAGGCUGGCCUCCAACUCACAGAGAUCCGCCUGGCUCUGUCUGCUGGGAUUAAAAGCAUGCGCUACCACCGCCCAGCCAAAAGUAAAUAUCUUAUGUUUCUCUGACAUCUGAAAUCUAUGGAUAUAUAUAUUUUUAAAAAAAGGACAUGAAAGCAAAAGGGGUCUAUUGGGGAUUUGGAAGGAGAAAGAUGGGAAGAAGGCAAGAAAAGACUGUAGUGGGAAUGAAUAUGAUCAAAUUACAUUAUGCAUACGUGUAGAAAUAUAAUACAACUGCUUACUUUGUAUAAAAUGUAAUUCACUUUUAAGAAAAUUAAAACAAACAGCAAUUAUGCAGCUAUGAAAAUUUCAUUUUAACACAUAAGGGCAUGAAGGCAGCACCUUACAGCUCAGAUCUCCAUCACUUUUUAUAACAAAUGACACUUAGACAUAAAAGAGGAAGGAAGGAAGGCCAUGAUUUCUGAAUUACAGUCUUCCCCAAAGUGUCCCACUGACUGCAUGCUAACUUAGGCUUUUCCAACAGACUGGUGAAUACAUGGUAAUGGGCCAAUGUGGUCCACCGAUCAGUGCUAAGAGCCACAGUUCAAACUUGUCCCCAUGGAUCCUGACUAAACAAAAUGACUCCCUUUCAUACCCAUGGCGAUUACUACCAAGAGAGGAGGCUGUUUCCCUCCAAAGCCACCACAGUGUCAGCUUCAAGAUGAGAAACUUGUCUUCUCCAGCAGCUCCUGGCUUCUCUCUCUAGUGUAUCCUACAAGGACAGGAGCACCAAGGAGCCUCCUUGGUUCACCUGAGUUCAUACUGUCCAAACUGAAACAAGUGCCGCAAGUUUCUGAAAGCCGAAGUCUAAUCAGGAUCAUUUAGAUCAUUAAUGCUCCCCCAUAAUUAAGUCAAUUUCUGAUUAGAAUUGUUAUUUCAGCACAGCUGGGUGGAACAAGGUUCAACUGUGGUAUCUUAAUAGCAACAGAGUUCCAAUGACGAAAGAACGGGAGAGCACUUUGUUCUUCAUACACAGAGGGGCUGCUCUUGGCUCCAGGGUCAUCAGGGAAGUUUUGAGUUAAUCCCAAAGGAGAACAGUUGAGCUGGCUUCACACUCCUUCUUGCCAAUAGUGUCUAAGGGCAGGCUUGGUUUGAAAUAAGAAUAUGGUGACGUGUGAGAACACGGGGAAAAUAUCAACCUCACACAGUAUACAACAUAUUUACACUUCAUAAUCAUUGCUUCUUCAUGUACCUAUGAAAUAGAUAGUAGGAUUCCUGUUUGGUAGACAAAGUAAGUGAGGAUCAGACAGCUUGAUCACUCAAUAAUCAAUAAAUACUGAGUGCCUCCUCUGUGGAGGGAUUGCAUGAGCUCCUGUGACUUGCCCAUGGUGACACAGUUGACAAUAGUAAGGACCCAAACCCAGUCACCAAACUCAUGCCCAUUCCACUCUGUGGCUGCCCCUCAGAGGUCUGAGUCACCAUACAUCAUCACAGGACAUCCAAGACAAAGGACCAUGGUGGGAAGGACCCCGGAGUCUUGUCUUGUUAGUUUUCACCUCUUCAAGUAAAGUCAGUAUUGAUGAUCAAAAUACCCGCUAUCCACAGGAACAACUCAAAGUAACCUAGAGUCAUGUUAGUUACAAUGCUGUCCAUGGUAUACCAUCCAGAACUGGCAGCAGGGGACUCAUGAACCCUCACAACCAAUAGGAAAAGCAGAAACACCCCCAACAACGCAUUCAUUGUUGUUGAGUUAAACCAAAGUAGAGAAACUGUGGCAAAAAAAGAGUUGGAUUCUAAAGUUUUGAGAAUUUCCAAAGUAAUCAAACAGCAAAAUCUGAAAGAUACUACUCCUUAGACUAGCGUCUGGGAGAUCUCCAGAUUCCCUUCAGCUGCUGCUUCACAAGUCUGGAACCUAUUCCUCAAGUAUCAUCCUCUGGUUAUGGCAUGCAACCCAUAUCAGACAUUUUGAAAACAAUUUCUGCCAUCCACUCUUGGCCGGCUCCAAUGACCAACCUGCUCACAGUUACAUCAGAGAAGUGGCCAGUCAUACACUAAACGCCUAUCCCUAUCCCAAGAAUUCCAAAUCUUCAUGAAUGGGUCAAUCCUUUGCUUGCAAUCACAAGGAGGUGGGGCCAAGAGUUACUAGUCACGUAACUGGGGCCAGACUCAAGGAGGUGCUUGAUCAAUAGAUGAGUCAGACAGAGCAGGCUAAGAGUAUAAAACCUCAGGAGCCCCAGUGUUCCUCACAUCACCAUCAUCUCCUUCCCUCACUCACCUCCCCUGGUGCUUCGGGUAAGUGUGGGCUCUCCUGGCUCUCUGGUCUCUCCAGCUGGCCUUGCUCAGCUUGCAGAGGUUAAGGGACAGGACCCCUCUCCCCCUUUGGAAGCUACUACAUUGGUAUUAAGAAGGGGUUUAGGAAAGCAGUGGUAAGCUGCUGCUGGGCUGGUGAUAUUUCUUGGUCUUCUAGCCAGAAUGUUAAACUCUGCCAAGAGAGUACUGCCUCUUACAGAGGCUCUGAGGGCUAGAACGCAGGAAAGCUCUGCAGUGGAUGCCCAAGGCAUCCUGCCAUGGACUGAAUGAACCUUAUGAACCUGUCAGGAGAGGCUGAACACACUAUCAGAGAGUCGGGAGGAUAAGCCAUGGAAUGAUGUUAAUGGGAGAUAUUAGAGGAGCCAUUUAAACCCAAGCCCUGCUUUAUGGAGGCAGAUGUUCUGACAGAUAAAUGACUUGUGAGAUGCUGGGCUACAAGUUCCUACUAGCUGCAGUUCUCUACCAAACUUAGACUCCUGCAUAUCCUCAAAAAGAUGCCUGCCAUCUUCUGGUCAGAUGUGCUGGUCCAAACGGUUCAGUACCCUUCCCACUUUUUGCAGGCAGAACCACAGGAGAGCUGCUUUGUCUAAUAAUUGGCCCUUGGAACAUAUCCUCAUUCCGUAGGACAGAUCAAGAGUUUGAACUGAGGGCUAUUGCAGAAAAAGAGUCCUACAGUCCACUAAUGUCCAAACAAAACUUUCCUCUUGGUGUGCUGGGAAUGGGUAAAACCCAGGUGGAGAUUUAAUGCAAUUUUCCAUUGAGCUUAGAAACAUGACUGGGACUUGGGAGCACCCUAAGGGAAGGAGUGUUCCUUGAUAGAAGAUAAGAAGUAGACAGGAAUGUGGGUGCUCUGACCUCCAAAUCACACAGCAGAAGUCAGGCACAGUUGAGGGAAAAGGGAGGCACCGCUAAUGGGGCUUUUGUCCUAGCAAGAACUCUCCAGUCCCUGAAUGGAGUCUAGAAGCCUGGUCUGCAUGUGCUGGGAGUCAGAAGGAUGCUGCCAUGGAUGCAGCUGAUUCCUUCACAGCAUCCUCUUGCUGCUGGUCCAAUGAUGCUCUUCUGCUCUUCCUGCAGGGUUCUCCUUCUCCUUAAACAAGAUGUCUCACCAGAAAAAGCAGCCCACUCCCUGUCCUCCCGUGGGUUGUGGAAAGACCUCCGGUGGAGGAGGCGGUGGCGGCGGCGGUGGUGGCGGCGGCGGAGGCUGUGGCUACUAUAGCGGUGGUAGCGGUGGCGGCUCCAGCUGUGGAGGUGGCUCAUCUGGAGGAGGCUCCAGCUGCGGAGGCGGAGGCGGCGGCUCCUACGGAGGCGGUUCCAGCUGUGGCGGAGGAGGUGGCUCCGGUGGGGGCGUCAAGUACUCCGGGGGCGGCGGUGGCUCCAGCUGCGGCGGCGGCUACUCCGGGGGCGGCGGUGGCUCCAGCUGCGGCGGCGGCGGCUACUCCGGGGGCGGCGGUGGCUCCAGCUGUGGCGGCGGCGGCGGCUAUUCCGGAGGCGGCUCCAGCUGCGGAGGCGGUGGCGGCUCCGGUGGGGGAGUUAAGUACUCCGGUGGCGGCGGCGGCGGCUCCAGCUGCGGCGGCGGCUACUCAGGCGGGGGCGGCGGCUCCAGCUGCGGCGGCGGAUCAGGAGGAGGCGGCGGCGGCUCCUACUGCGGAGGCUCCUCCGGAGGCGGCGGCUCUGGUGGCUGCGGUGGUGGCUCCGGAGGGAGCAAGUACUCCGGCGGCAGCAGCGGCGGCGGCUCCAGCUGCGGGGGCGGCUACUCCGGCGGCGGCGGCGGCUCCAGCUGUGGCGGCGGAGGCUACUCCGGAGGCGGCGGCUCCAGCUGCGGCGGCGGCGGCGGCUACUCUGGCGGCGGCGGCGGCAGCUGCGGAGGUGGUUCCUCCGGUGGCGGCGGCGGUGGGUCCGCGCAACAGUAUCAGUGCCAGAGCUACGGAGGCGGCUCUAGCGGGGGCGGCUCCAGCUGCGGUGGCGGCUCCUCCGGGGGCGGCUCCAGCUGCGGUGGAGGCUACUCCGGGGGCGGCGGCUCCAGCUGCGGUGGUGGCUCCUCCGGGGGCGGCUCCAGCUGCGGAGGAGGCGGCGGCUAUUCCGGUGGUGGCGGCGGCAGCUGCGGCGGCGGCGGCUCCUCCGGUGGCGGCAGCGGCGGCUACUACUCGUCGCAGCAGGCCACCCAGAGCUCCUGUGCCCCCCAGCAGAGCUACGGAGGGGGCUCUUCAGGCGGAGGUGGUAGCUGCGGAGGUGGCUCCUCUGGUGGCGGCGGCGGCGGCUGCGGUGGAGGCUACUCCGGUGGCGGCGGCUGCGGCGGAGGCUACUCCGGUGGCGGCGGCGGCGGCUGUGGCGGCGGCUCCUCCGGGGGUGGCAGCGGUGGUUGCGGAGGCGGCCACUCCGGGGGCGGCGGCGGCGGCGGCUCUAGUUGCGGCGGCGGCUCCUCUGGGGGCGGCUCUGGAGGUGGCAAGGGCGUCCCGGUCUGCCACCAGACCCAGCAGAAGCAGGCGCCUACCUGGCCCUGCAAGUAAGGUCCCCAGGUUGCCACGGAGACAAAGGAGCUGGAGGUGUUCUCCGUGGGUGCCGGCAGGCUUAACUUUCUCAUGAGAUUGCCCGAGGGUCUUCGAGGUUUCCAGACCCUUCACAUCUUAACAACCCCGCCCUCCUGCCCCAGAAGAAGCCAUUGAGUCACUCAAGCUGCACCUUGUUCUGCAGAUGUUCCAUCUUGGUUUCUGAAUGACUACCUCCCAACUCCAGUACCUCCUCACUCAAUAAAUUUGCAAUUCAUGAGAA